GAGGCUGUAAUCAUGGAGGCUUGUGUCCCCUUUGACAGGUGAUAAAGUGACAGCCUCUUACAUUGAAUGCAUUUCAGACAGACUGUAAUAACGCAUACAAGGAAGACAAAAUAAUUGUGAUAUUUUGCAUUAUUAAAAUCCAAGACUUCCCACUGUCAAUCUCACUAAAAGGACGGAAGUCAUUCCGAAAUUGUUGACAUUUUUUCGCUCGACGGGAGCUUGUCGGACAAGUUUCCAUUAAUCAUUGGACAUCUAUUACAUACUUAAAGCAAACGAUGUAUGAAAAUAUAUAACGAAUCCCAGAUCAGUGUUGAACAUUGACAUUGUGCGUAAACGAAAUGCUUGUUUAUCAGCAAAUAUCCUCGUAAAGUAGUGUAAACAUUUACUUCCGGUCAUUUUUAAAUUGACAUCAGUUACCGCAGAAGAAUGGCUACACUUGACCCAGAAUAUAAGAUAAGAUUAAGUAAAGUGGAGGAGAGGCUGCGAAAUCCAAACUCAGAGUUGAAUAUUAACAGCUUAUUGGAUGGCUUGGCAGCACUGGUGGCAGAUCUGGACUAUCCGGCAAUUAGAAGAAACAAAUGUGCAGAUCAGUUCUUAAAUAGAUAUAACAAGCCCGUAGAAUUUGUGAACAGUUGUCGUAUGCAACAUAAAGACUUUGAAGUUGUGAAAGUAAUUGGUCGAGGAGCUUUUGGAGAAGUCCAACUGGUACGACAUAGAUCUACAAGAAAAGUAUAUGCCUUAAAGUUACUGAGUAAAUAUGAAAUGAUUAAAAGGUCUGAUUCUGCCUUUUUCUGGGAGGAAAGAGAAAUAAUGGCCAAUGCUAACAGUAAAUGGAUAGUACAGCUACAUUAUGCUUUCCAAGAUUCCAAGUAUUUAUAUAUGGUGAUGGACUAUAUGCCUGGUGGAGACUUGGUCAAUCUGAUGAGUAAUUAUGAUGUCCCUGAGAAAUGGGCCAAAUUUUACUGUGCUGAGGUGGUACUUGCUUUAGAUGCUAUUCAUUCUAUGGGAUUUGUACAUAGGGAUGUUAAACCAGACAACAUGUUAAUUGAUCAAGCUGGACAUUUAAAGUUAGCUGAUUUUGGUACUUGUAUGAGAAUGGAUAAGGAUGGAAUGGUUAGGGCUGAUACUGCUGUAGGAACCCCAGAUUAUAUAUCUCCUGAAGUUCUCCAAUCACAAGGAAGACCAGGCCACUAUGGCAGGGAAUGUGAUUGGUGGUCUGUUGGAGUCUUUCUGUAUGAAAUGUUGGUUGGUGAUACUCCAUUUUAUGCAGAAUCGUUAGUGGGAACAUACAGUAAAAUUAUGGACCAUAAAAACUCACUGACCUUUCCUUCAGAAAUUGAAAUGAGUCAUGAUGCAAAAGAUUUAAUCUGUGCUUUUUUAAUGGAUAGAACUGAAAGACUGGGUAGAAAUGGAGUAGAAGAAAUAAAAGCCCAUAGAUUUUUCAAAAAUGAUCAGUGGAACUGGCAAAGUAUACGAGAUGCUGUACCACCAGUAGUACCAGAACUUAGUAGUGAUAUAGAUACUAGUAAUUUUGAAGACAUAGAUAAAGAUGAUGGACCUGAGGGUUCGUUUGAAAUACCAAAAGCUUUCGCUGGAAAUCACCUACCUUUUAUAGGAUUUACUUAUAAUAGAGAUUACCAAUUUUCAAUGGACAGUUCAGGUGGUGGUGGAAAGUCAAUGUCUUCUGGGAAUGAUGAAGAUAAAAGAAAGUUAGAGGAUCAGAUACGGACAUUGAAAUCUGGGAAAGAAGAUAUUGAAAGAAAAUACAUGCAGGCAGUGCAGAGUUUAGAUAGGCUGAACUCAGAAGAAGGAAAGAUAAGACUAGAAAGAAGUGAACUUGAAAGAAAAGUAGCUCUUAUUCAACAUGAUCUUAAAGAGACACAAAGAAAAUUGGACAAUGAAUUUGAGAAUAAAAGAAAACUUGAAAUGAUGAUAAGGGAGAAAGAAAAAUUACUGGACAGUGAGAUGAGUGCAAGGAAAGAAUUAUCUAGUAAUAAAAUGCACAAUCAUGAAAAAGUAGCCACUCUAGAGAAAUCGAUUGCUGACCUGAAUGAGAAGUUGCAGUUGGAAUCAGAAAUGGCCGCUAGGUUUAAAAAAUCCUACUCAGAAUUACAACAGAGAUAUAAUUUAUCAGAAAAAAAUUACAACGAACUGAAUUACAAGUAUAAUGAAAUACAAAAUAUAAAGCUGUCUUUAGAGAAAGAGGUGAUGACUUUACAAGAUAGCUUGGACCAUGAAAUGAGCAGUAGGAACCAUGCAUCAGAAGAAACAUUGGAACUUCAAGAAAAAGUAAGAGGAUUACAGAUGGAAAAACAAAAAGCAGAAGAAAAAGAAAGAAUUACCAAUAAAGAAAUCCAGCGGUUACAGGAAAGGAUAGUUAAGUUAGAAAAGAGUAAAAAUAAUUUGGAACUGGAAUUAGACACAUAUAAAAAGAAGUUUACCGAUGAGAAAAAUGCUCAUCAAACAACAAUAGAUCGAUUUAAUGCUGAUAAGAAAACCAUCAAGGAAACUACUGAAACUACAACAUUAAGUGCUAUUAAAGAUAUACAGAUAAAGUUGGAACAGGAGAAAACUGCACGACAAUCAGCUGAGACAAGAUUGUUGGAAGUAGAGAAAUAUAAGGCUGAUUUAUCUGUAGAUAUCAAUCAGUGUGAACAACAACUCGCAAAUCUACAGAAUGAAUAUAGAAAUGAAAGGGACAAGUCCAAAAAUCUAUCAUUACAAGUUGAGCAAGAAAUACAGAGAAGAAAUUUAAUGCAGUCUGACUUUAAAGCCCAGGCUGUUGAAUUAGCUCGAUAUAAAACAAUAGAAAAACAGCUUAAUAAGGAAAUAGCUGAUUUAAAAGAAGCAUCAAGAAGUUCAGAAUCAGAAAUCAGAAAGUUAAGAGAGGACCUUUCAGUUAAUGAAUUACAAAUGAAAGAAUUACAGGACCAGUUAGAAGCUGAACAGUAUUUUUCAUCAUUAUACAGAACACAAGUGAAAGAAUUAAAGGAUGAUGUAGAAGAGAAAAAUAAAAGUUAUGAAGACAUACAAACAGAUCUAAUAGCAUUAGAGGAGGAAAAGGACUCACUAGUCCAGCAGUUACAGUUAGCUCUUGCCAAAGCUGAAUCAGAACAUAUAGCCUUAACAAUAGCUGAAGAACAAUUAGCAGAUGUUGAGAAAGAAAAAACUGUGUUACGAUUAGAAAUAAAAGAAUUAGUAUCUCGACAUAAAAAUGAACUGAACAAAAAAGAAAAUAUGCUAGUUGCAUCUGACGAUAACUGUCGGGAAUAUUCAAAGAAAGUAGAACAGAUACAGAUGGAGAAAGAUGAUAUCGUAAACAGAAUGAAAAGUUUGCAGGAUGAUUAUCAAAAUAUGCAACAGAAGAGCGUUCCAGAUAAUGAACUUGAUAAAAUAAAGAAAAGUUUAGAAGAAGAAAGAAUGAAAAAGAUUCAGGCUGUCAAUAAGUUGGCAGAAAUAAUGAAUAGGAAAGAAUUCAGAAACCAGGGUAAAACUAAAAAUGCUAACUCAGAUCAGAGUGUGAAGAAAAAAGACAGAGAACUGAGAAAACUACAACAAGAGUUAUUAAUGGAAAAAGAAAAAUAUAAUAAAAUGGUAGAAAAACAUGGGCGUGAUUUGUCUGAAACCCAGGCAGCUUUAUAUGAUGAAGGACAACAAAAAGCUCAUUUACAGAUGGAAUUAGAUUCUAAAGAUAGUGAAAUAGAACAACUAAGACAAAAACUUGCCUAUGGUAGUAUUGAUUCAACUUCAAUCAACAGUAUAACAAUGGAAGAUGGAGAUGGGUCUGAUGUGAUAUUAGAGGGUUGGUUAGCAGUUCCUAAUAAAUCUAAUAUUAAAAAAUAUGGUUGGAAAAAACAGUUUGUGGUAGUUAGCAGUCGGAAAGUGUUAUUUUAUAAUACAGAAAAUGAUAAACAGAAUUCUGAUCCAGUCUUAGUAUUAGAUAUAGAAAAAUUAUUCCAUGUGCGAUCAGUGACACAGGGAGAUGUAUAUAGAGCUGAAGCUAAGGAUGUGCCAAGGAUCUUUCAGGUGCUGUAUGCCUCAGAAGGUGAAAAUCGACGCCAGUCUGAAGUUCAUGAAAUUGCCCAACAAGACAAGUCAGCUGUGAUUAACUAUAAAGGCCAUGAGUUAAUUCCCUUACAUUAUAGAACUCCUACAACCUGUGAUGCUUGUAAUAAACCAGUGUGGCAUCUUGUCCAUCCACCUCAAGCUCUGGAAUGUAGACAUUGUCAUACAAAAGUACAUAAAGAUCAUUUUGAUAAAAAUGAAGAAUUCAUCGGUUAUUGUAAAGUAAAUUAUGACCAAAAUAUACAAGCAAAGGAAAUGUUGCUGUUAGCUGAAAGUACUGAAAAACAAAAACAAUGGAUACAGCAUUUAAGUAAAAAGAUAACAAAGAAAGGCAUUGUUAGUUCAGGAAAUUUGAGCACUUUAAGAGGGACGAAGCAGUAUUCUUCAUUUGGACCACAAGGUCGUCAAGGUAGUGGUCCGAGAAAUGCAGCCACAUUACCUCCUAACUCACGUCCAGGAUGAUAGCUGUUGAGAAAGGACAAGGGAAAUGGCAGUCAACCAAACAAUAUCUACACAAAGACUGAGUGGUGCCUCAACCUUAUUUCUACCUUUAAAUCUUCCAUUGGACAAAUCACCCAUCUUCCAAUAGUGCUUUGUGAAAAAUGUGCUUUGUAUUUUCAGCAUUCAUAAUUUCCAUAUAAUAUUCUCUAUUUAUAAUUCCUUAGUGGUGCUUUUUAUACAUUAUAUUUUGGGUUAUUAGGUGAUAAAGUUUGGGACUAAUAUUAUUAAUGCAAUGCAAUCACUGUCUCCCAUGAAUUAUCUCCCUUUAUAAGCUAGUCAUUGAUCAGUGUUCAUUAUGAUCUGUUCACUUUUAUAAAAACAAAAAUGUCUCUGGUUUUUACUGUAUAUUUUAAUUUUAUGCAAACGGAACAUAAAAACAUGACUGACACUUCAAAGGAGAAGGUACACUUUGGGAUCAAACAUGACUGACAGGAGUCAAAUUGACCCUAAAUUCCAAGGUAUUUCCAAAGUUCUUAACCUUGCAGAAAUAAAUGUUUAAGCUAUGUACUUUAAUAAAACAUUUCAGUUUUGACUUAAAUUAUUUACUUGUUAGAUGUAAUAAAGCCAUUAAAUGACAAAAAAGUCAGUUUUAUGUUGAAAAAUGGUAUAGAGCAAAACCUUAAGCAAUUGAAUUUACAUGACCAAAUAAGCCACAAAAUGUACCUCCUUCAGUUAUUGAAGUAUCCCAAUAAUAUUUUCCAGGCACACAGUGCCAUUGUAAGCUAUAUUCAUCACAUGGCGUUCAUUGUCUGUCAUCGAAUAACUUUACAAAUAACUUCUCUGGAAUUACAAAGCCAAAUGCAGCCAAACUUGGGAACUAGAGUAGAUAAAAAAAAACUGUAAACAGCAAAAAAAGAUCAACAUAAGAUGAUCUAUAUCUACAAAUAGGUCAAUAUGAUUGAAAUAGUCGAUAAACUCCUUACAGGAGUAGUUAACCCUAAAUCAUAGCUAUAACCCUUUUAUUUUUUCCUAUUAUCUUAAAAAAUACAAUGGAUAGAGAAAAAUCUUGUCCAGCAAAAAUGAUCAGCAAAAAAUAUCUUGUUCUGCACAAGUUCCUUAUCUACUCAAAUAUUCUUGUUGCAUAUGAUCAAGUUUUAUGCAAAAUGAAAGGUGAACAAUACAGGCUUCUUGCAAUCUCUUGUUCAACAUAUAUAUUUUGAUUUUGAUAUUUAUGAUAGAAAUUUUGAUGGAGCAAGAUUAUGCAUAAAUCUGUUAUAUAAGGUGAAAAUUUCUGUGAUCUUUUUAUAAAAAGGGUAAUUUGUAUUAAAUGAAAGAAACCAUACAUCAUUACUUAAUUAAAUCAAAAAUUAAUGUUCAGCUUGUUACUGUAGUCAUUUAAUAGUAGCUUAGGAAAGCCAGUAUACAUCAUGUUGUUGCCACAGAUAUCAUUUUGUAUAUUUAAUAGACUUGCAUACUGUAUUUUAUUAUUAAUUGUUAAAUGUAAUUUUUUAUGGAUUUCUUCAGAACACAAACCAUAUAUACUUAUAUUCAGCAAUUAAGAAGUUAUAAUUAUUUUUAAGAAAUCGAUUUUAAAUGGUACUUAGUAUUACUGAACAGCAAUAUUUUGGUACCUAGUUUUCUCUGUUGAUUCUACAGUAUUUAAAAAGUCAGUUUGUUAAGAAACUUUCCAUUAAAUUAUUUAAGAUUAUAUUAUUAUUGAUUUGUUAUUGAAAAAAUGCCCAUGUAUUGCAUAGUUAGUACAAGUUAUAGUACAGUAGUACCAGAAGUUUAGAAAGUGCUAGUUUAGCAGAUCUGUUUCAUGAUGAAUUUUUGUUGAUCAGAAUCUCUCGUUAUUAAUGAUAUUUAUAUAAUUUGACCAAUGUAAGUGUUCAUAUGUUAACUUAUAUGAUGUAAAUCCAUUAUAUCAUUAUUACAAUGAUAGGAACAUAAUUCAAUCAUAUCAGAGGGAGACUGUUUAACAUAUCUGAUCUACUCUUAGUUAUAGCUAUGGUAUAUAUUAUGAUUAAUUACAACAUUGUUUACAUUAAUAUGGCUGAUAUUUGUUUCUGAUACUGUCUCAGAGUAAACAACAUACAGGUUUUGGUUAGAGACAUUUCUAAACGUAAGAAUUAAUUUCCAUUAAUUAAUGAAAUAGUGCUAUUUAAUUUUCAUGCUUACCAUGAUAUAAACCUACACUAGUGCUAAUUAAUCUACUUUUUAUGCUCUCAGAUAUUGUUGAAUUAUAUUAUUUGUCAUUGAUUUGUAAACUAUGUAAAUAGAUAUGUGUAUAUAUUGUACAUGUAUAUAUAGUGUGUACAUUUAGCAAUAUAAAUGGUGCUGAUUUGUUACAAUCAUGUAAGACAAAUGCUCAGUUAAGGUUGUAAUGGACAAGUGAUAGCUUAAACACCUUCAUUUGAUAAUCAUCUUAUUUGCUUGGCUUUUCCCUUCAAUAGUUAAUAAUAAACAAUAAUAAUUUGAUAAUGACAUACAAUUAGGUUUAUGUUCUACACUACCAAUGGAAACACAAUUCUAUCAUAUUAAAAAUUAAAUCUUAUAAAGGACAGAUUUAUUUCAUUUAUAUUUAUCUCUGUAGUAAUGCUAGUUCUAGAGAGAUUGAAAACAAGUUUUAUAAGGAUAUGUAGCUCAGUCAAAUAUAAAAUAGGUAGAAGUUUUUCCUUUAUAUUCAUAAUUUUUUAAUCAUAAAAAAGGGCAUUAGAAUAAUUAUUAAAAAGUUUUUUGUUUUGGGAGGUUUCAGUUUUAGAGAUAAAAUUUUCAUGCACUUUUUAAAUAUACUCAGGACAAGUCUAUGUUUUCCUCAAAUACUUGGCUUUGGUAAUAUUGCAAUGUUUUGGUACCAAUUCAUAAUUUUGCAAUAUUUGAAAUACUGAGAUUUUACAGUUUGCAAAAGAAGUUUCAUCAAACCAAAUUUACCUCUUAAUAUUUCUUUGUUAAGUGUGUUAUUUUUGGCGUGUUUGUUUUUGUUUAGAGGUACUAUUUUUUUAGUUGAAAUUCCAUCUAAUUCUUAACCACUUUGAUAUGUAUGUUUGUAUGUAAUGGAGUAAAAUGAAGUUCUGUUCAAUUCUUCACUUGGGUUGCUACCUUAUUAACUGAAAGAAGUAAUGACACUGUUGUAAUUGUAAACCUUCCAAUUAUGUCUUUGCAGUCAAAUCAUUUUUGUCACAUCAUCUUUUGUAUUCCAAACUAUCAUGCUAUCAAACCAAAUUGAUCAAUCAGUACAAUAUGUUAUCCCACUUCUACAGGAAGACUUUAGCAAGUCAGAUAUUUUAGUUGUGCAAGUAAAUGAUUUUCAUUAUAACAAUUCUGUAGUCACACUAAGUAGAUAUUGCAGCAUAUCCAAUUUUCGGGAAUUCCAAAUAAUACAUACAAGCAUUUUUAAAUAUUUACAGUGAAUUCAAAUGCAAAAUUGUGAAGCAAACUAGCUACAUACAAAAGAAAUUAAUAGCGAGCAGAAAGGAGUUCUUGUAUCUUCAAUCAUGAAAACUUCAUACAUUUAUAUUACUUGUGACUAACAUAUCAUUUAUUCAACUGUAAAAAUUCUCUUACCUUAGUAUUAUGUUUAACUUUGCUCAUUGUCAUCACUUCAAGGUCAUUCCAGUAAACACUUGCUUACAAAGUCAUCGCCAUGGAGACCAAACUGCUGCUGAUUUCUCAUUGUUUCAUGUACAUUAUCAAAUAUAACUGUUGAACCUGCUUUGUAUUUAGUUGAAGUUGGAAAUGAAAUUGCUUAUAAUUUUAAUGAUAAAAGUAGUGAGUUUGAACAAUAAUACUAUAUAUUUUUAUAUAAUAAGUGUUGCGAAUUAUAAAAAAAUAUAAGACUAAGUACAUAUAUCAUAAUUGAAUAUUUUGAUCAAGUCAUCCCAGUACCAGCAUUAUGAUCUGGGAAAAUUGAAGAGCCUUUUUGAUUUUAAUGAUAAAGGUAAUAUGAAUAGGUGAUUUCAUUUCCAGUGAAGACAACUACCUAGAACAUAUUUUUGAACAUUCCUGUUAGUACCAAGUGCUACCAUUGUGCUAUGCAUGCUGUAUCAUUAUACCUUGUAUAUACUGAUGUACAUAUUUAUGUGAGCUUAAUGGCUUCUAAUUGCAUCAACCAUAUUUUUUAUACUUGUGACACACAUUGUAUAUUCUGACAAACAUGUUUUGCAUAUCACAUGCAACAUCAAUAAAAUUUAAUGCUAAUGAUA
Molecule: messenger RNA, 8708 nt
Organism: Mytilus californianus (California mussel)
Lineage: Eukaryota; Metazoa; Mollusca; Bivalvia; Mytilida; Mytilidae
Product: rho-associated protein kinase 1-like
Exons: 37
Coding region: 427-4527 (1366 amino acids)
Biological process (GO): regulation of cell junction assembly; mitotic cytokinesis; peptidyl-threonine phosphorylation
Cellular component (GO): cytoskeleton; cytoplasm
Molecular function (GO): small GTPase binding; ATP binding; Rho-dependent protein serine/threonine kinase activity
Source: RefSeq, a predicted model, not a curated record